UGGAGUGGACUCAUGAUCAAUAAAUAGAGUUAGCUGGUGUUGCCGCCAUUCGAUCUGACGGAAGGGUCAUCUAGUCGCCAAGGAUGAUCGUAUCUCGCGGCGAGUCAGGGACGUCUCCGAGCAUGGGCGUCGAGAAAAUGUCCGAGUGUGCGAUGCUGCAUCCCCGCAUGGAUUCCAACCACACACUCGGCCUCGGAAUCGGAUCGCUCUUGCUCUGCUGUUUGCGAAACAUGCCAUGAGGUAGACCACUGGCCGACGACGGCGGGUUGCCCAUCACAGCUGCGUCCGCCAUGGCGGAUGACCGAUGACGUAGCGUCAGUUGGGCUCUCGACGCCGGUUUGAAUAUUGAGUGCCGGCGUGGUGCGGGCUCGACGAUGGGGUACUUGUGGCAUGGGGCUGCAGGCAUGUGCUGGCACACGGGAUGGUUGUGGAGGUAAUCCAUGGUGGUCGUUCGAAACGUGGACGGAACACCGAUAAACUUAGCGACGAGCCAAAACAAUUUUGUAGCGUCGCGAGUCGUGAUGGCGUUGACGUGGCGCCGCUCUUCGCCCCACUCAAAGUCCAAGAGGAAGCGGACGAGGGUGGUGAGGAACGUGUGGAACCGCUCGACGCGGGCUUGGACGACGACUGCGGACGACGCGUCCGUCCCGACGAAGAGCACCUUGAGCGUCUUUUUGGGGAAAUCGAACUCGGCGAGUCGCUGCAACCGCCCCAUGCUGCCUGCGUUCGACUCGGUGGGUUUCACCGUUGACGCACGGGCAAGGUCCUGUACGCUGCGCCACAAGAGGCGGAAUUGUGUGUACCGCCGGGGUACGACCCAGUGGCCUUUGCCGACCUCAUUCACCUGCACCAUGUACUGGACAUGCCGUUGGUGCCCUGCGUCGCCCGCGUUCGUCGCACACACCAGGACGUCAAUGUACUGGAGAAAAUGGACUCGACUCGACGCAAACGGCUCGGUUGAUCGCGCCAUCAUCGACUGACCCAUUGGGACGAG
Aphanomyces invadans is the source of this 994-nucleotide messenger RNA. RefSeq lists its product as hypothetical. Lineage: Eukaryota; Oomycota; Saprolegniomycetes; Saprolegniales; Verrucalvaceae. The transcript has a single exon. The coding region runs from base 441 to 980 and encodes 179 amino acids. The record is from RefSeq and is a predicted model, not a curated record.